AUGUCAGCCACAACGGCUGCCGGAGAACUUCUGCUUCUGAACAGGUGGCUGACACUUGCGCUCCAGUAUCACUACACCCACGAUCACCUGUCGGCCUUUCUUUCGACCACUUCGGGCUCACCUCGCACGCUUGCAGACUUUUCUCCUGCGGAUUUCUCACCUGCCUUCUUCGUGUCUCUUCGGACCCAUAUGAUUCGCGCGCUCCGAGGAGAGGCAGACAGCGAUACACCCGAUCUCGCUGUCCUGCCGGAGGGCCUGAAUAAUGGAAGGGCUUUGCGCAAGCUGCUGAUGGAUGACGGUUUUCUACUGCAACAUUGUUCUUCCAUGUUUCGGAGGGAUCAAGCGCUGCUAUGGGGCGAUAAAGAAAUCGGUCUGAGUAUGCUUGCGGAAAUCGUUCUCCCGCUAGCAGAUCUUGGGGAUCAUGCUCCAGCAUCGGCCUUGGAUCGAGACGCCUCUACGAUCCACAAGCAGGCCAUCACGUCAGUUCGCUUCGCUCUUCUCGCGAACCGAUCCGCUAGUGAGAAAGACUCCCCUUUGCGCAAGAAGGUCAGCGAUCUGCUUGCGCCUUCGCUGAGAGCUCUGAGAAGGACAGACUCUGAGGGUGGCCUGUCCAUCUCCUUCCUCGACACUUGGCUCGACAAGGCAGAAGACUGGGCACAGGGACUUACGGCCAGUUCUUCUGGCACAGAUCUCAGCGAGACGUCCGUCAACACUGCCUCCACCUCGGAGGCGACAGUGGUGCAGGAGCGCAUGUUGGAGCAAAUCAGGACGCUUCAGCAGAGUCUGAAAAUCUUCCGAGAUCAAGUCGGUGAUGUACCCGCCUCUGGUGAUGCCUCUGAAGUAGCUGCUAGUGAAGAAGAGAGGGUGAAGAUCGUGCAGAGGAAGCUCAGGACCGAGGAAGGGCUGAGAGCUUUUCGAAAGGAGUGUGCUGAUUGGGUCGGAGCAGAGGUCAGAUCACUCCUGCUCGGUAAUCCUCCCCACACGUCGCUCUUUCCCACAUCUGCCUCUGCCUCGGCUCUUUCCUCUGACGCUUCGGAAGAGGCCGCCGGCGAAGACUUUACGGCCACCCUCGAAUCGCUGCUGAGCCCUUCGCCGCGUCAGAAUCUCAGUCUGGCUCUCGCGCGUCCAGAAGUCUAUCUGGCACACUUUCUCACCUCUGCCAAGGCUGAUUCGCCAUUACCCUCUUCUGGCGUCAAGACUCGUGUCGUAGAACAACUUGCGCCUCUCGUCCACGGGAAACGAGCGCAGACGGACCUGAGCACCGCGUUCAACCUGCUGCGCGAGGCGGGCGGAGCAGGCACGGGCGUAAAGGGCAGACUGAUCGAGGUGGUUGACUGGUUCCACGCUUGGUGCUCCCUGCAGCAGCAGCAGCAAACGCGCUCCAAUGGGGAUGAGACUCACCGCAACGGCAGCUCGAGCACGAGCACUCCCUCCAGCAGAAAGCGCAAAUCUGCCCUCGAAACUCCCGGCACUACUUCCACCGAGCAAGGCACAGACGCAAGCGCCCUCUCACCCUCGCUACAAGCGCGCUUCGCCCUCGCCCUCUCCAGCCUCGCUCUACUGGGCUAUAUCAAGAAGACGGCCAAGCGCAGUGCGAGGGGUGGAGCUGGAGGAGCAUUAGUGCUCAAGGUAGGUGGGUGGGAUAUGAUCCCUGGGUUGACGGGGAGGGAUGGAGAGGAAGAGUGGACGCGCGAUGGGGUCGAAGGAGAGGAAGGGGAGGACUGA
Molecule: messenger RNA, 1725 nt
Organism: Microstroma glucosiphilum
Lineage: Eukaryota; Fungi; Basidiomycota; Exobasidiomycetes; Microstromatales; Microstromataceae
Exons: 2
Coding region: 1-1725 (574 amino acids)
Biological process (GO): DNA replication initiation; DNA replication
Cellular component (GO): nuclear origin of replication recognition complex; DNA replication preinitiation complex; nuclear pre-replicative complex
Molecular function (GO): DNA replication origin binding
Source: RefSeq, a predicted model, not a curated record